Molecule: messenger RNA, 1789 nt
Organism: Drosophila arizonae
Lineage: Eukaryota; Metazoa; Arthropoda; Insecta; Diptera; Drosophilidae
Gene: Spn28Dc
Product: Serpin 28Dc
Molecular function (GO): serine-type endopeptidase inhibitor activity
Source: RefSeq, a predicted model, not a curated record
AUCGCGAGCGUUAACUGCUACACAUAUACACACAUAUAUACAUAUUAUAUGUAUAUAUAAAAACAAUUCGUAACUAAAGAUAAGCAUAAAUUGUCCCAAUGUUAGGCUCGUUGUUUUUGUUGGCCUUCGCCUGCCUGUUUGUCAUUGGCAAUGGCGAUCUGGAUUUGUGGCGCGAUGUGCGGAGGCCGGAGCAUCAGGCUCUGUUGCAGAAACUGAACGAGGCACACUCGACAGCCAGACCAGCAUAUUUAGCCCCAACGGCGCCGCCGCCGCCCCUGCCACAGUAUUUGCCUAGCGUUCCCGCUAUGGCUCAGUCUGUUGCUGCCUUUCCGAGCAUCGAAUACGCUGGCUCCAGUUCGGGCAAUGUGGAUGUGGCCGCCUCGGAUGACAUCGCACGCAACGUACUCACUUUCGCGCAGAAUCUCUCCAAUCAGAUCAAUGCCAACUAUCGAAAGACAGUGAUUUUUUCACCACUAAGCAUUGUGUCUGCGCUAGCUCUGCUACUGCUCGGCGCCAAGGGACGAAGCUAUUCGGAAUUGGUUACCGUCUUUGGUCAAACGGAUAUGGUUAAGCUUCACGAACAAUUCGGCUUGAUGCUGCAGGAUGUGCAGCAGCCAACUAGCCAGACGACGUCCCCAGUGCGUCAGCUGGAUGCGUGGCACAGCAAUAGCCUGCGCCGCAGCCUGCGCAACUAUCCGCGCAAUCGCCACGCCCCACAGGAGGUGCAUGUGGCUAAUGGGCUGUUCGUUAAGCACGGCUACAACUUGAAUCCAGAUUACAGACAAGCUGUCGUUAGCAUCUAUAAAUCGGAAUUGCAAAUGCUCGACUUUGCCAACAGUCCAGCGACGGCCAGAUACAAUAUUAACUCGUGGGUGGAGCAGCAAACUAAGGGCAAAAUUGAGAAUAUAAUCCCAGACGAUUUGCCGCAGGAAACGCGCAUUGUAAUGGCCAAUACCCUGUACUUUAAGGCUAUGUGGGAGAUCGAUUUCAUAGCCAGUGCGACGAAAGUUGAAAACUUCUAUCCCAAUGGCGAAGGCAGUCAGCCCGUGAUACCCGUCGAUAUGAUGGUCGGAGCCGGCGCGUUUCCCUACUACGAGGAUCAGCAGCUUGACUGUCGGAUCAUUGGAUUACCUUACCAUGGCAAUCUGACCACAAUGUAUGUGAUUCAGCCCAUGCGUUCCUCUGUGGAGCAGUUGGCAUAUUUGCAGCAGAGACUGAGUGCGGAUGCGAUUGAGAACAUGAUAAGCCAGAUGACAAGGCGAUCGACAAUUAUAGCUUUCCCCAAGAUGCAUCUCACAGAGUCCUUUAAGCUGAACACAUUGUUACAAUCGAUGGGAAUUGGCGGAAUCUUCAACCCAGUACAAAACGAUCUUUCAUUGAUUGCCUCAAAUGAACCAACUGUGCAGGCACCUCAAAUUGGACGCAGUUAUUCGGAUGGCUUGGGCAGUUUGCAACGUUUGGUGGCUCAACGGCAAUUGGCACAAUCGAGUAAGACACCCACGCCCCCCUCCGAUCUCAUUGUGUCCGAUAUUCUGCACAAAGUGGACUUUACGGUCAAUGAACAGGGCACCGAGGCGGCAGCUGCCACAGCAGCUAUACUGAAAAAAUCCGGUCCAGAGGUGCUGUUCCGGGCGGAGACACCUUUCAUAUUACUGGUGCGUCACGAUCUGACAAAACUGCCCUUGUUCUAUGGUAUGAUCAAUGAGCCACCCACAGCCAAAGCGAGUUUAAUGCAUAAGAAUUAGAGACUAAUCUAACUUCAUAAUUAGAAACUUAAGUAGCUAGCAAU